AAUCAUGUUUUCGGGAAGACAACAAAAAUGUAAAGGUUAUGGAACGGUUAUACGUAUAUAAAUGUGGAUCAUCUCAAGUCUCAAAGCCAGAAGCAACAUUUCCACAUUUGACAGCAGAAUGGUUUCUCUCAGCAUCAUCCUCUUUACCUGAGUGAUCAGAUGGUCAAUGUGCAUAGCGUAACGGAUAGGCUGCACAUAUCACAAAUGUUUGUGAAAGGACCAAUCAUCAUUUGUUAGAACCAGAAGGAUCAAAGUACAGAAUGCUGUCCCUAAGCUCCAGAUUUGUGAUAUCUGCAGAGAAAGUUAUUACUUGUGAUGGGGAAAUUCAGCGUCUCAGCUGUGAUACCGGUGUGAUCAGUGUACAGUCAGUAUCAUUUGGACGUACAAACGAAAACAUUUGCAGCAUUGGACGACCAAAAGAUCAAAUAUCCAACACUCAAUGUUCACUGGAAAUACCUAAACUGAUUGCUAAACGAUGUGAUGGAUUGAAAGUAUGUGAAAUAAAUACUCAAGGACUCAGUGUUCAAGAUCCAUGUGUUGAAACCUACAAGUAUUACACUACAAAUUACAUUUGCAUCCCAGCAGAAACAAGUGUUACUUGUCAAGGUGGAUAUAGUUCAUUGUACUGUGAAAAUGGCAGAAUUCAGAUAAAUACUGCAAACUAUGGACGAACAGAUAAACACACCUGCUCUGAAGGGCUUCCAUCUGAUCAGAUCCAAAACACCACCUGUUAUUCUCCCAACGCACUGUCGCCUGUGUCUCAAAGAUGCAAUGGAAUGAAAAGUUGUGAGGUGUUUGCAACUCAUACAGUCUUUACGGAUCCAUGCAAUGGCACAUACAAGUACCUGGCAAUCUCCUAUAACUGCCUCCCCCUAGCAAUUUGGUCAAGAGUUAUCUGUGAAAAUAGAAAUACAACCCUUAAAUGCGAGGAAGGGACUCGUUUACAAAUUCACAAUGCAAACUACGGCCGAACUGAGAGCAGCAUAUGUCCUAUUACUAAUCCUAAAGUGCCUCAACAAACUGACUGCUACACCUCCAACUCAAAGGAAAUAGUUGCCGAGAGAUGUGAUGGCAAAAAUGAUUGCGUCAUAUCGGCUUCCAAUGCUGUUUUCAGUGACCCGUGUUAUGGCACGUUCAAAUACCUGCAUAUCACAUACUCCUGUGUGGCUGACUAUUUUGACAGCUAAUCUUGGCAUCUUUAUUACAAGUAAUGAAUUUAAUGGAAUUAAAUUGAAUCGCUGUAGCCAAAUCUUUGGAGUAAGCAUUACAUUCCCAAAACUGUUGUUAUAUACCAGCCAUUUGAGCAAAUAUGUUCACCUUCAGAACUGCAAAUAAAAUUGGAAUGCAAUGUAUCUUUUCUCAUGUGCUUGUGAAUAUUGCUUGUGCCCGUAUAUAGAUCUGGCCAUGAGUCCAUAUGGCCAGUUUGUGCUAUAUCUGUGGGACUGUUGGCAAGGAGUAAAUAAAAGUUUUGUCUG
This is a messenger RNA of Misgurnus anguillicaudatus (oriental weatherfish), 1475 nucleotides long. RefSeq names its product L-rhamnose-binding lectin CSL2. Lineage: Eukaryota; Metazoa; Chordata; Actinopteri; Cypriniformes; Cobitidae. The record is from RefSeq and is a predicted model, not a curated record. Gene Ontology annotation, molecular function: carbohydrate binding.